This is a messenger RNA of Humulus lupulus (European hop), 1869 nucleotides long. RefSeq lists its product as uncharacterized. The record is from RefSeq and is a predicted model, not a curated record. The transcript has a single exon. The coding region runs from base 419 to 1738 and encodes 439 amino acids. Lineage: Eukaryota; Viridiplantae; Streptophyta; Magnoliopsida; Rosales; Cannabaceae.
CGCCUCUCCCUCCCACUUCACUCUCUCAUUCUCAGACUCUCAUCUUAUUUCACUACCUUAGUCACUCCCAAUUUCUCAAAGCCUCACAACACCACUAGGCACCACCAAUCCACUACACCGAUCCAGGUGGUUCUAGCUCCAGCCGGCGGUCACGAAGGGCACACCACCAGUCCGGUCCUCCUCCCUCUCAAUCUCACUCACUCACGGUACCACACACUCACAGUCACAGUCACAGUAAAUUGAUCUUUGACUUUUUUAUUCGACUCUUGUUAUAAAAUAUUUGUGGACACAACGGAUCUCUCUAUCUUCAUACAUUGACACCAAUAAUAUAAGAUAAUAGUACUCUUCUCUCAUUUAUUCUGUCUCAAAAACCAAGCCCAAAUUCUUACAGAGAAAAAUAUAGUAUUGAUUUAAAGACAUGAAAACUCGAAGAAUUGAAUUGACUCAGUCUGAUCUUACACUCAUUCCAUUGGAUUACAUCCAAAAGGGUCUUCUCUUCCCAAAACCUCAAGAUCAAGCUCAACCCUUCUCUCAAUGGCUAGAACGCUUGAACACCGCUUUCUACAAAGCACUUGACAUUUUCUUUCCUCUGGCGGGUCGCCUAGUCAUGAUCCAAAACGACGACGUUCAGCUCACCAAAUCUUUCUUCAUAGACUGCAACGACGCCGGUGGUGCUUCCGUCGACCACGUCACCUUUGACGGCGUCACAGUGGCUGAUAUUCUCGACCCGGUCUACAUCCCUGAAGACGUCGUUUACUCCUUCUUUCCCUUGAACAGUGCUUUAAACUACGAAGGAGUUUCGAAGCCAUUGCUGGCAGCUCAAGUAACGGAGUUAGUUGACGCAGUUUUCAUCGCUCUCUCCGCUAACCAUUCCGUUGCGGAUGGCACUGUCUUCUGGCUUUUCUUUAACACAUGGUCUCGAAUUUCUCGCGACAACGGCGUCGUUUUAGACCCUCCCCAUCUCGUUUUCGAUCGUGACCAGUUCUUUGAAGGUGUCAGCGGUACUGAUCUUCCACUUCGAAUACCCUUCAACCCAGAUGAUAUAGAAACUCCUAGUUCAACACCAAUAACAUUGAAGCAAAGAAUGCUUCAUUUUUCGAAAGAAAGCAUAGCCAAACUCAAAGCAAAAGCCAACGCUGAGAUAGUCGACUUGCCCACCAUGGCCAACGUUAACAUAUCAUCUCUUCAAGCGGUCAUGGCUCACCUUUGGGUAUCCAUAACCCGAAACCGACGUCAUCUCAAACCCGAACAGAAUGUAUACUACAUCGUCAUAGUGGGUCUCAGGCAAAGAACAGAUCCGCCUUUAGCGGAAGCGUAUUUUGGUAAUGCCGUGUUGAUUGGGACAGUGGAGACCACAGCAGAGAAGCUGCUUGAGAAAAAUGGAUUGGGCUGGGCCGCGUUGCAGAUAAAUACCAUGGUUGCUUCGCAGACAUCAGAAAAGGCCAGAGAGUACUUGAAGGAUUGGGCCGAAAGCCCAAAAGAAGUAAAAAUCCAGAAAGAGUCUGGGGUUCAACUAGGGACUGGUAGUUCACCACGGUUCGAUGUUUAUGGCAAUGACUUCGGCUGGGGAAGACCACUGACAGUGAGAAGUGGUCCAGGGAACAAGUUUGAUGGGAAGUUGACUGUUUUUCCUGGGGCUACUGAACAAGGAAGCAUUGACUUUGAGGUCUGUCUUCGGUCGGAGACACUUGAAUCCAUGGCCUACGAUGAAGAGUUCUUAGAGACUCUAACUAUAUGAGUGAUUUUAUUUUUAUUUAGGGAAAUUUUCAUCUUCGUCUGAGACCAAAAAAAAAAAAUGAUAUGAGUACGUGUGCUAUGUUAGAUUUACUUAUUAUAAUUAUUAUUAAAAUGCUCUUGUUUGGAACUGUU